Bipolaris maydis ATCC 48331 is the source of this 990-nucleotide messenger RNA. NCBI's taxonomy places the organism in Eukaryota, Fungi, Ascomycota, Dothideomycetes, Pleosporales, Pleosporaceae. The record is from RefSeq and is a predicted model, not a curated record.
AUGGCACCCACCACCACCACUAGCCUUUCUUCACCCUCCGCCUCCCACCUCGCCUCCCCCCUCCUCAUUCGCCCGCUCUUCCCUGUCUCUCCAUCUCAAUCAAAGGCGCCUCAGCAAUCACCACAUCCGCCCAGAGACAUUUUUUUCCCUUUCCAAUCUCUUUUGUUUCUUUCCUUUAAAUCGUCUGAAUCCGUCCCAUCUAAUAUCGCAAUCCGUCUCGCACCUACCACCCUGAAACACACAUACCCCAAGGCCACUAUGCCGAUCUCGUUACUACCCGCUUCGGCUGCGGCCUUUGCGCCCCGUUCCAACGUCAAUGUUGUUUUGGCCUCAAAAGCCGAGCCAUGGUUAACACAAACGUUGAAGAGAGUCAACCGAGUCAAGCGGCCGUUGAACAGCGCUCUGGAAGGUUUGGAGGAAGAAGGCGCGGGAGAACUACUCGAGGGACGAGGUGAGGACGUCAAGAGCGCCAUCAUGGGAUUGUUCCUCCCCCUUCUUCCUCCUCCUCCCAGGAUCGUCGAUGUCGUCCGACCCGCACCCCUCCUCCCAAGCUCGACUGCCUCAGCCAACUGGUGGGUGCCAACACAACAGAUGCAUCCGUCGCACUCUGCCCCAGUCGAUGCUUGGAGGGUGGUUCCUUCGACCCCUAGCCCUACCAUUGCCACCUGCGGUGAAACUGGACCUUCGUUCUGGAGCACCAUGGGAACCAUGGGCUUCGAGGCCAUUCAGCUUCCAUCGCCGACUCCUUCCUUCAGCCAGCCAUACAACUCGACGAGCCCAUACGCACAAAGUACCAGCCCAUAUGCGCCAAGCACCAGCCCGUACACAUCGAGUUCGUAUUACAGCCCGCCCCCGGCAUCGGCACCAAUCCCAGCCCUUCCUCUGCCGAGCGUCUUGGCCCAGCAAUGCGGAUCAAGCGCCGUCCACGGAGGAUUCGGUGGUUUUGGAUGGGAUACUGGAUUUGCACCACAGUACGCAGCCUUCACAUAA